GUAAAGGUUCAGAAGAAGAUGAAUCAUCUUUCAUUUAGUGAGCUAUGUUGCCUCUUCUGCUGUCCGCCUUGUCCGGGGAAAAUUGCUUCAACAUUAGCAUUUUUGCCACCUGAUCCAACUUACACGCUGACGUGUGAUGAAAGUGGAAGCCGCUGGACGUUACACCUAUCAGAACGGGCAGACUGGCAGUAUUCCUCUAGAGAAAAAGAUGCUAUUGAGUGUUUCAUGACUAGAACCAGUAAAGGCAACAGAAUUGCCUGCAUGUUUGUGCGUUGCUCACCCAAUGCCAAAUACACUUUACUCUCUUCACGCGGAAAUGCUGUUGAUCUUGGUCAGAUGAGCAGCUUUCACAUAGGACUGGGAUCACGGAUUAAUUGUAAUAUAUUCUCAUACGAUUCUUCUGGAUAUGGUGCAAGUUCUGGGAAACCAACAGAGAAGAACCUCUAUGCAGACAUAGAAGCUCCUUGGCUUGCUCUGAGGACAAGAUAUGGCAUUCGUCCUGAAAAUGUGAUUAUAUAUGGCCAAAGUAUAGGGACAGUACCAUCUGUGGAUCUUACUGCUCGGUAUGAGAGUGCUGCUGUUAUUCUUCAUUCUCCUUUGACCUCAGGAAUGCGAGCCGCUUUUCCUGAUACCAAGAAGACCUACUGUCUUGAUGCAUUCCCAAACAUUGACAAAAUCUCUAAGAUUACCUCUCUAGUAUUAGUAAUUCAUGGGACUGAAGAUGAAGUCAUUGACUUUUCACAUGGCCUCGCGUUGUUUGAGCGUUGCCGAAGACCUGUGGAGCGUCUGUGGGUUGAAGGGGCAGGUCACAAUGAUGUGGAACUUUAUGGACGGUAUCUUGAAAGAUUGAAACAGUUUGUGUCACAGGAACUGGUAAAUUUGUAAAAUAGUCUGAAAAUUUGCACACUGGGUUUUCUUUCUUGCUCAGCUGCACUCUUUGGUAAAUAACAUAAAACCUGAAGGUUCUGUUUGCAAAUCAUGUCAGUUGCCUUCAUAAAUGCGCAGGUAAUGAUUUGUUAACAGACUUAAUGAAGGUUUUAAUUACCAAACUAGAAACUGGAAAUAACAGUAUCAUGCAGUCAGGCUGUGUAAUUUAUAUUUUUUCUGUGAAUUUUUUUUUAAACAUCAAGAUGAGUACUGUAUGAAAUUUUAAUUCUAUAAGAUCAAAUGCUAUGAAAGUAUUGCCAAAUGCUUUUGCAUGUCAGAAAUAAAUGUAUAAGUAUUUUAAAAACAUCUCAAUGUACUAAAUCUUAUCCUGGUAUACAAAUGUAAUAUUAUUUCAAUAAAAAGCUGUAUAUCUAAAACAGUUCAAGUACUCAGAAUAAACUGUAUGAAAACAUGCAAGUUCACUAAAGAUGACCUAAACCCUGUUGUAGACGGAUAGAGAUUUAAAGGUUAUUUUAUUGUAAA
Messenger RNA from Kogia breviceps (pygmy sperm whale), 1410 nucleotides. The record is from RefSeq and is a predicted model, not a curated record. Lineage: Eukaryota; Metazoa; Chordata; Mammalia; Artiodactyla; Physeteridae.